CGCGCUUUGUAACAAGCAGCCAAGGCAGACAAGCGGAGAGGCAGACGGAGGAGCGGACCUGGAUCCGCUCACAACAAACAGCUUCUGGAGUAAUGAACUAUUAUCCAUGCUCCCAUAAAAAGUGACUUAGAGUGACCACAGAGUCCCGUGGAUCUCCCGCUUUGUUCAAGAGGGGCUCCUGAGCUUCACUGAGGGAUGUACCGGUACUGAAGCAGCGUGUUGGGGACAUUAUGAUCCAGUCGGAACCAGCUCAAGUUCUCCCUGUGAAUGUUUGUCACAGAGGUGCCAGUGUGUCUGUGGCUGUGUGUGCGCGCGCGUGUGUGUGUGUGCAGCUGAAAUUUGUCUGGAACAUGUUUACUUGGUUUUUGGUUUAACUGUGUAAAUGAUCCAGUCAGAUAGUUUUCCUGCAGUUGUGUUGCAGACCUGCGUGAAACACUGACAGUCAGAGCUGUGUGUACUAUGACCGCUCAGUGCAUGUGGAAGUGUGAGUUUGCUCCUGAAGAGUUGCCAUCCUGUUCAUGUAUUGUUCCCAUUAUUUUGUCCAGCAGCUGCAGCUCCACUGCAGCCUGUCUGUGCUCAGUGUGUGUAUCAGUGUGGGUUAUUCACAGUGCUGCUAUGCAGACUGACUGGAGCCACGCUCAGACAGCUCCACUGUAACCCUGACUCUGAGGCACAGGCCUGGACUGCUCACACAGAGAGAAACCUUCACAGCUGAGGAAAAGCUCUCUGUGAGCCUCAAUCCAGUGGGACAACUUGUGCGCAAUAGCAGAUGUUACACAGCUUUGUGUACUAAUGUGGAUUAUUCAGGAUGCUGCUAUGCAGACAGAGUGGAGCCACAGAAAACCUGCUGGUGAAGUUAAAGUAACACGCUGCUUCUGUCAGUGCAGUUCAACAGCUUGUAUUACACAGUUGGCAGCAGGAGGUCUGGCUGGAGGGACGGGUCUUUGCAGGGUUUAGAUAGUGUGUUGACCUAAACUCAGACUGGUUAAAUGUGUUUACUUUAGAAACUGAGAAGUGUGACACAGCCUGGGACCAAAAGUUGUGUCCGAAACAUAAAGUCCUUUUUGAAUUUUUAUUGUAAUGCCUCCAGCAGGUGAAGAAGACACUUAAUCCUGAGGAAAGGUUUGUGGAACUGAAACAUUUUGUUAAUACUCUGCAGUUGAGACAAGUUGUUCAGUUUCAUUUCCAUGAGCAGUUGAAAUUAGCUUUGUUGUUGAAGUUUGUUUGACUUGUUUGGCUGGUUGGCACAGUAACUGUUGGAAAAUGAAGAAUCCACAUCCACUGACUGAUACGUGGAAUAGAUCCCUCAGCAAAGACCCAGUCCUGAUCUCUGUGCCAGGCACCAACAAGAAGUUCAAGAGGAAGUCCAGUGAGCCAAAAAGGCUUUUCAGCAGCCCUGAGCCUGAGAGGAUGAAGAGCUACACAGCAGACAUGUCAGAUGUAGACUCAGUCGAUGACGCCCAGGUAGAGGCAUGUACUGUCGGCCAGUUAGCUCCACUGCAGAGACACCUUAUGAUGUCACAGGAGGCGACAGUGAGUACCACAGGACUGUCAGGACUACCAGAGGCCAACAUGGCUCCAGCUCAGAGCAGUGCCAUAGACAUGAGGAUUGGUAUUAACGUUCCAGGCAUCGCUUCCAAACUGUCCCAGUUACCUGCCUCUCCGUUCCCUAACCCAGAGAUCUCCCACUGGCCCACGGCCAUCUCCCAGCCUCUGUCCAACAGACUCAAACUAGGCCUUUGCUCUACUUUCCCUCUGUCCACAUCAACCAGCAGCAGCAGCAGCCACUCACCCAGUCAUCAGGCCUUCUCCCUGGAGCCGUCUCUGUCUGGCCAGGCUGGAGCUCUGCCUGGUCCCAGAAUCUCCCAGACCCCCCAGUGCCAUGAACAUGUGGAGCAUGUGCAGUCACCGAAGGAGCCUCCCAGGAAGCGGGUCGGGGUGGGUGCAGAUGGACCUGGGCGUCUUCCGGAGGUCAAAGCCAUCCAGCAGACCCGCAGGCUUCUAGCCAAUGCCAGGGAGAGGACUCGGGUCCACACCAUCAGUGCUGCGUUCGAGGCCCUGAGGAAGCAGGUGCCAUGUUACUCCUAUGGGCAGAAGCUCUCCAAGCUGGCUAUAUUACGUAUCGCCUGCAACUACAUCCUGUCUUUGGCUCAGCUGGCAGAGCUGGACUACAGCUCAGACCACAGCAGUCUGAGCUUCUCUCAGUGUGUAGAGCAGUGCACCAGGACGCUGCAGGCCGAGGGCCGGAGCAAGAAGAGGAAGGAGUGAAGCAGAGAGCAGUGACAGGCCUGAGAGGACAAACCACCAGAUGAUCAUCAAAACAACAAUGAGGAUGUGGAUGAAUGGAAGAGAGAUUAUUUCCACAUUUCAUGACUUGCUCUGACCACACAAGGACAGAUUAACUAACAUCUCUACUUAUCUGAGAGGCAACAGUGAAGGUUCUCUGUCAGUAACUGACCGACAGACAGAGAUGUAAACUUAUUCAGCCUGUUGGAUCCCUCAGCUAUACACACAGUCACACACACAUUAUCUCCCACUGUCUCAUCAGUACCAUGUUUAAGUCUUCCUUCCUCAGUUGAAACUUGUCUAGUUGCAGCUUCAGAACAGUCACCGUUUCACUCAGCAGUUUUUAAUAUCAGUACAAAUAUUAAAACAGUUUAAAAACUCCUCUGACACUAACACUCAGUACAAAAGACCUACCACACAUUACACAUUAUAUUUCUCUCUAUGUGCUUUCACAUUGAUCCCACAGUAAACAGUUAUGAUCAACUGAAAUAAGAAAGGAUUUCCCUCUUUCCAUCUCUCACUUGAGUCUCCUGGCCUGAUGAGUGCACAUCUGUCACAUUCUGAGUGAGUCCAGUACCAACACCUGCUCCCUGUGUGUCACAGUCUGAGUAUUGUUGCUGACAAUGUUCAUCCCUUUAUGGCCACAGUUGACCAUUUUCUAAUGGCUACUUCCAGCAAGAUAAUGCUCCAUGACACAAAGCAAAAGUAAUCUCAAACUGGUUUCAUGAACACAACAGUGAGUUCAGUCACACAGAAAUCAUCAUCUCAUCAUUGUCACCAUACUCCUGUGGGUUCAGAUCUAAAAUAAAGAAAUAAAUCAUCAUAUGUGGAUGAUUUACUGAUGGAAAUGCUACAGCACAUCCUUAGUCCUUCUGAAGGAGAGGAGCUUGACAGCUUACUAUAUUACUUUCUUUUUUAUAAAGAAUUUCACUGAUAUUCAGGGUAAUAUAGCUUUUUAUGUAGUUCCAGAUGAGAAGAUGAAUGAUCAGUUCCAUGUCAUGGCCACAGAUACUGUAUGUCUAAGCUGUCUUGGUAUAGCUCAGCAGUCUGACAGCAGCAGGUCCUGCUGUCUUACCUUACCAGGUUAUGCAGUGUGUCUAUGACUAACAUGAAACUUUUUUAAAAAUUAUUUAAUAACUAAACUAAAUAACUAUCUUAAAAGCAGCUAAUUAUCAAGGACAUCAAAGGAGUGGCAGAAAUUAGUCAGACAAACAUUGACAGCUAGAUGUUGCAUCUUUCAACUCAUUCAAAAUCACUUUAAAAGUAUCCAUUGAAACUAGCUAUUUCAGCUCUAGGAUAUUUUGUAAACUGUUCCAAGAAGAGGGAGCUACGUAUUUAAAUGCCUUUAUUCCUAGUUCAGUGCGAGCCCUUGGUACAGAUAAUAAAAGACUGUAACUGCCUGUA
Molecule: messenger RNA, 3690 nt
Organism: Lates calcarifer (barramundi perch)
Lineage: Eukaryota; Metazoa; Chordata; Actinopteri; Centropomidae
Gene: atoh8
Product: atonal bHLH transcription factor 8
Exons: 4
Coding region: 1264-2268 (334 amino acids)
Molecular function (GO): DNA-binding transcription factor activity; protein dimerization activity
Source: RefSeq, a predicted model, not a curated record